Dentiscutata heterogama is the source of this 480-nucleotide messenger RNA. The record is from the annotation of a GenBank genome assembly. NCBI's taxonomy places the organism in Eukaryota, Fungi, Glomeromycota, Glomeromycetes, Diversisporales, Gigasporaceae.
ACAAAGAUGAAUAAGAAAAUUGCAUGCUUAACUUUAGCAUUAAUCUACUUUCUUGUUUUUGUACAAGAAUCAAUUGCGGGAAUUAUUCCUCAAAGCAAUGCUAACCCUUUGCUGAAACGUGGUCAUAAAAAAAUGUGCGACGAUGUCGUUGUCGCAAAGGCAAUAUUCAAUGACAAAAUAAGAGGUGUAAUAACCCUCUCCGAAAAAAAUGAUGAUAGCGCCUUUAUCAUUGGUCUUUUCUCAAAAGGUUUUGAUGAUCCAACGAAAAAUUGGUAUAAUAUUCUUCUCAAAGAUUGUAGUAGCAAGGUUGCCUUUAAUUUGACAAAAUAUAUUGAAUUUGAAGAUGGCGGUACUCAACCAUUCUUUAUAGCGGCUGAUUUCAAUCUUCAUGAAUUUUUGGGCGAAGAUGAAGAUGGCAAGGUAAAAUGUCAAACUGGUCCGACUGUUACUGUUACUAGUAAUGAUCAAACUAAGGCCAGC